Messenger RNA from Thamnophis sirtalis, 1544 nucleotides. Lineage: Eukaryota; Metazoa; Chordata; Lepidosauria; Squamata; Natricidae. The record is from RefSeq and is a predicted model, not a curated record.
AACUGAAGCUCAGACUGUUUUUCUAGGUGCAUUGCAUAAAAUAAAUAAAUAAAUAAGCAGAGCUUUGAUCUCAUCAUCCCCACCAUGCUAGCUGGGGGAAUAAUGGGAGUUGAAGUCCAGAGAGCCCUUAAAAUUGCUAAGGUUGAGAAAACCCCCAGUGGAAAUUGACAGCAGGCAACUCCUAACUCUGCUGUCUGCUCCUCAUUCUUUGUUGAGAUCAAUCAAGGGUUUUUUUUGAGGGGUCCACCCAGUCUAGGAAUCUGUAGGUCAGUUUGGACCCGCCGAUAGGUUUCUUAGUAAUUUGCAAGCGACGGACUCUAGAUUCCCAUUUAAGUGAACAGGGCCGGAAAUGAAUAACCGGGUGUGGAUUUCCUGCCUGGAAAGAUUGUGAUUUCCAUUCAGGCCUCCAGGAAGUUAAAACUAAAUCCUGAAUUCAGAUCCUUCAUUCAAAAGCCUGCAGCUUGGUAGGUUGUAGGAAAGGCAAUAAAUGAGCAAUGUUGUCGCAUUAAACAACAAUACUGCUAACUUGGAUGUGGCAUGUUAUGGGACCAUCAGAACGAGUUUUUAAAAAAAUACUUAGGGUCUUUUCAACCCGAAAUUGGACUUGAUCUCUCUUCAGUCCAAUGGGGUCGAUGAUCUCCUCUGAUUUUUCUUAAUCAUUCCUCUGGUCUUUUCCCGUUACUUCGCUACCUUCUCCUGCAGGAGGCGCUGUCGGUUGUAAGUGAGGACCAGUCCAUCUUCGACCCAUCCUUUGCCUCCUCACACCUCUUGAAGACCGAGGUGUCUCCAGUGGACGAUUAUGGGAGCAAGGAAGAGCCAGGGUUGGAAGAUCCCACGUGGUCAACCCAGGUCAAUAGCCGAGGCCAUAUGGUGAAGCAGGAGAACGAACAAGUCAAUUGCUCCAGCAGCAGACCAUCACCGGUGGAAUGCAGUACCACCCGCAGGAACAAAGUGGAGGCGGCAGUCGACACAUCCCAAGUGCCCUACCCAACUGGAUACCCCAACCAGCGUAGUCCCCCCGUUUCUUCAUCCAGAGAGGAGAAGGUCAUUGUUCCAGCAGACCCGGGUGUUUGGAGCUGCGACCACGUCCGUCAGUGGCUGGACUGGGCAGUGAAGGAGUAUGGCCUUCCGGACAUCGAUACCAGCCUCUUUCAGCACAUCGAUGGAAAGGAACUCUGCAAACUUGGGAAGGAAGGGUUCCUACGUCUCACUUCUCCCUACAACACCGAAAUCUUGCUGUCCCACCUCACCUACCUGCGCCAAAGUAAGACCAUGAACAAGCUCAGGGGAGGGGUGGGGAACCGGGGAUGUGAAAGUUUCUGUGAAAAGAGGAGUUGUCUCUGCUGCAUGGUGAGAAUCUGAAUCCCAAAAUUUUGGUUAGAUUUUUGUUUAUUCUGCACCUUUAUUACUUUAUAAAUAAGGUGAUGAACAUAUCUAAUACUCCUUCCUCUUCCUAUUUUUCCCACAACUUUGUGAGGUGACAUGGGCAGAGUGUGAGUGAGUUAUUGGCCCAAAGUCACUCAACCGCUUUCAAUGUUGAGGUG